AUGUGUCGGUUUGUUAAUAGCGAUGUAUGGGGGGGGGGGGGGGGGGGGGGGGGUGGUAGUAGGUGGGGGGUAGGAGGGGGGAAGUGUUUGGGUGGUGGUUUGGUGUGGGUUGUUGGGGGGGGGGGGGGGUUGGGUUUGGUGGGGGGGUGUGUGUUGGUUUGUUCGGGGUUGGUUUGGUUGGGGGGGGGUUGGGUGGGGGGGGUUGUUUGGGGUAGUGUUUUGAGGGUGGUGGGGUGUUUAGUGUUUAUUUGGAUGGUGAGGGAUAUUGUGGGGAUGGGAUAUGAGGGGUUGUAG
Dicrocoelium dendriticum is the source of this 294-nucleotide messenger RNA. NCBI's taxonomy places the organism in Eukaryota, Metazoa, Platyhelminthes, Trematoda, Plagiorchiida, Dicrocoeliidae. The record is from the annotation of a GenBank genome assembly.